AUGGCAGACAAGCCAGACAUGGGGGAAAUUGCCAGCUUCGAUAAGGCCAAGCUGAAGAAAACUGAGAAGCAGGAGAAGAACACCCUCCUGACCAAAGAGACCAUUGAACAAGAAAAGAGGAGUGAAAUUUCCAAAAAUCCUAGACUGGAGGAUUCCCCCACCCCACACCGUCAUCUCCGAGACCCCCUUGUGAUUUGGAGGAAGAGCCACAAGCUCCACUGUGAACCCGGGCACUCCACAGGUCUCUGA
This is a messenger RNA of Onychomys torridus (southern grasshopper mouse), 249 nucleotides long. RefSeq names its product thymosin beta-10-like. Gene Ontology annotation, biological process: actin filament organization; regulation of cell migration. Bases 1 to 249 code for a protein of 82 amino acids. Gene Ontology annotation, cellular component: cytoplasm. Gene Ontology annotation, molecular function: actin monomer binding. The transcript has a single exon. The record is from RefSeq and is a predicted model, not a curated record. NCBI's taxonomy places the organism in Eukaryota, Metazoa, Chordata, Mammalia, Rodentia, Cricetidae.